This is a messenger RNA of Ilex paraguariensis (yerba mate), 1403 nucleotides long. NCBI's taxonomy places the organism in Eukaryota, Viridiplantae, Streptophyta, Magnoliopsida, Aquifoliales, Aquifoliaceae. The record is from the annotation of a GenBank genome assembly.
CUCUAAAAUUGUGUCAUUGGAACUUGCAUUAUCAUUGACAACAAUUCACAUCAAUCAUUCCUAUCUAAAGUAUGGUUUGAUAACUAUAAGAAAUCUUAAGAAAAAUACUUAAAGUUGAUCGUUGAGUUGUUUUCUCUGAGCUGUAUAAGUCUGAACAACAUUACUGUGAAGAUGAGUUGUUUUCCCUUUUAUUCAUCAACUGGUUAGUAAUAAGGGAAAUGGCAGAAUUACAGGGGCAGCCACUAUGGAGGAAGUGAGAUCUAUCGUUUUUUCCCUAUCUGCUCAGAGUGCACCUGGUGCUGAUGGACUAUCUGGUAAGUUUUUUCAAGAGGCAUGGGAUGUGAUUAAGAAGGAUGUGGUGGAUCCUUUGAAUUUUUUCUUGAGAGGGGGGAAAGUACCUAGAUUAGUCAAUGCUACACUCUUAACCUUGAUACCUAAAAAGCCUAAUCCUAUGUCCUUUAUUGAUUUUAGGCCAAUUAGUUUUUGCAAUUUUCUUUAUAAAAUUUAUACCAAACUUUUGGCAAAUAGGCUUGCUCCUUUGUUACCUGUGUUGGUGUCAAGUGAGCAACAUGGCUUUGUUAAGGGAAGAUGCAUUAGUGAGUGUAUUUCUCUAGCACAACUAAUUUUUGGUGAAUUGGAUAGGAAGGUGGAGGCAAGCACCUUAUUUCUUAAGUUGCAUAUGAUUAAAGCCUAUGAUAGGCUAGCGUGGGACUUUUUGUUGAGAGUUCUAGCUAGCUUUGGGUUUUCAGAGUUAUUUGUGAAGAUCAUUGCUAACUGUUUGGAGAACCAAUACUUCUAUGUUUGUCUCAGCGGGCAAAAGAGAGGUUUUUUUCCCUCUUCUAGAUUUCUUAGGCAAGAAGAUCCCAUUUCUCCUUGCCUGUUUAUUCUUGCUGAAGAAGUGCUAAGUAGGGGAUUGAGGAAAUUAUAUCUGGAUGGGUUGGUGAAAGGGUUUCAUCUGGGAAGGGGUUCCUCUUUGGUCAGUCACCUGUUGUUUGCUUCUGACACCCUGAACUUUUUGAGGGGUUAUAAACAGUCAAUGGUGAAUUUGUUUGCUUUUGUUAAUAGGUAUGAACUGAGUUUUGGACAAAGGGUUAGUCUCCAAAAGAGUUCUAUGUAUUGUUCUAAGCAUAUUACUAUGUCAAGGAAGCAGGUAUAUAUUGACUGGAGUGGCUUGUAUUCCUAUUAAACAGUGUCCAUAUACAUAUUUUGUUUGUCCAAUUAUAAAAGGAAGAGCUAGGAUCAGAUUUUUUGAAGAGAUAUCGUUUAAGUUUAGGCAAAGGUUAGAAGGAUGGUAUGCAAGGAUGUUAUGGGUAGGAUUUUACUUGUUCAGUAUGUGCUGAGUAUUGUUCCUAUCCAUUUGCUGGCCUGCUUGAACUUGCCAAAGACUAUCAUCUCUAAGCUUA